Messenger RNA from Naegleria gruberi, 567 nucleotides. RefSeq lists its product as uncharacterized. The coding region runs from base 1 to 567 and encodes 188 amino acids. The record is from RefSeq and is a predicted model, not a curated record. Lineage: Eukaryota; Heterolobosea; Eutetramitea; Acrasida; Naegleriidae. The transcript has a single exon.
AUGCGAUGCAAAGCUUCAAGUGAAUCCCUAGAAGCGAUCCAAUCCUUCUUCAUAUCAAAUUCCAUCAUUCAUAAUAGUAAUGAAAUUAAUCACCAACAACAUGAAUCAAAAAGUAACAAACAAAAGGAACAAGAUUCAAAUUCUUCAUUGUUUGGAAACUUUUCCUUGAUCGGAAGGGAUGUAUGGCAAGAGGUGAUUAUGAAAUUUAUUAAUCCGAUAGAAUUGAUGCAUAUGAGAAGAGUUUCAAGUGAAUUUAAUUUUUGGAUUGAAUGUUUGGAUGAUGAAUUGUAUUGGAAAGAGUGCCAGAUGAAGAAUAUGAGAGGAAUGAUCAAGGGAAUGAUCAUUGAUCCGAUAUCGGAAAAGUAUUUUCUCAGAUAUUGGAAAAUAUUGAUGGAAAAAACACGGAAUAAUACUGAUGAAAAGUUUUCCUAUAGAAAAAUUACCUUAGAUAUUUGCAAAGAUUUACAAAUGGAAAGGAGGAUUAAUGUAAAUUAUAGAAUUUAUUUGAAUAAGGGAUUAAUUGAUGAGAAACAUUUGAAAAUUCCACAAAAGGAUGAGUCAAUUUAG